AUGGGAAUCCAACCAGACGCCCUGGAUUUCCUGCCCGUGCGACUGCCCAAGUUGGCCCUGCAUGACUUCCCCUACGCAUGGGCAAUAGCCAUUGGUCUUCUCGCAUAUCUCGCCCUGGUUCGAGCCUUGCGUUUCCGUGCCGUACGCAAUUUGGAACGCCAAUAUGCCCACCUCCUCAAAGACCCGUACUCCAUGCACUACAGUGAGGCACACAAGAUCAUGCACCUAUCCAUGCUCUAUGACAUGCCCUUCAUCUUCGCCUUCAGUGGCCAAUUCUCUCUCCUCAAGACGUUCGCCAUCGCCUCAGGUACCGAACUGCUCGCAAAGACACGUCAACUUAGUACUUGCCCCAACGUUGGUCGCCGCAUCAAUGAUACCGCCCUCAUCACGACCGAGUUUGUCGUGGGCUCCAUGGACAGCGAGCGCGGAUCGCGAGCAUUGGCCAAGAUGAACUGGAUGCACCGGCAGUAUGGAGACAAGAUCACCCAGCCAGAGAUGCUCCACACAUUGGGCGUCAAUACCCUGGAAGCAAUCCGCUGGGUCAACACCUAUGAGUGGCGUCAGCUGACGGAGUUGGAACAAGUGGCCAUGUUCGUCUACUGGAAGGAAGUCGGCAACCGCAUGGGCAUCAAGGAUAUCCCGCCCACCAUCGAAAAGAUGGCUGAGUGGAGCGAGGAAUAUGAGCAGACGGCCAUGGUCUAUUCCGACAAUAACCGCAAGUGCGCUGAUACCGCCGUCGACUUCUUCCUCAAACAUGUCUCUCCCGGCAUGCGCGGCUUCUUCCGUAAGGUCAUGAUGGCUUUGCUCGAAGACAGAACGAGGAAUGCGUUGGGAUAUCCGGCAGCUUCACGCACCAUGCAAGUUUUGGUGUAUCGGUUCUUCCGGCUCCGUGCCUUUGUGGUCCGCAACUUCUUCCUUCCGCGUAUGCGAGCUCUUGAUCCUCUCGCCAAAGCGGACAAGAAAUCUGGCCGCCUGCAUCCGGCGAAACAACAAAGUAUCGAGCCUUGGUAUGUCAAGGAUACGGUGUGGAACAAACUCUCGGCCUUGUUGUCGGGCGCUCAAUACGUUCCUGGUCCAGAGUUCAAGAGCGAAGGCUACCUGCCUGAGGAGCUCGGCCCUGCCAAGUUUGAGAAGGUCUCGCGCGAUGCGGUUCUGAAAGAAGCAGAGGCCCUGAGGGAAUAUGCAGCGGAGGGAGGUGCCACGAUAAUUGGCUGUCCUUUCAAAUUUAACUAG
Fonsecaea erecta is the source of this 1233-nucleotide messenger RNA. RefSeq lists its product as hypothetical. Bases 1 to 1233 code for a protein of 410 amino acids. Gene Ontology annotation, molecular function: oxidoreductase activity. NCBI's taxonomy places the organism in Eukaryota, Fungi, Ascomycota, Eurotiomycetes, Chaetothyriales, Herpotrichiellaceae. The record is from RefSeq and is a predicted model, not a curated record. The transcript has a single exon.